ACACGUCAACAUCUCACAUGACUUAGAUCAGCACCAUUUUGGAUUUCCUGGUAGGAAAGCGGGUAUCUGUCAACACACUUCUGAUGGUUUACAUGUGAUUUACCCUCCUGUCACUCCACAAAUGGCGCUGAAGAAAGUUAAAGGGACACUCGAAAGAGUUCUCGACAAAAAUCUUCAAGAUUUGGUGCGCGGAAUAAGGAAUCAUAAGGAUACAGAGAGUAAAUACGUAGCAGAAUGUUUGGACGAGAUCAAACAAGAGUUGAGGACGGAGAAUAUGGCAGUGAAGGCCAAUGCUGUAAACAAACUGACCUAUCUCCAGAUGUGUGGGUACGACAUCAGCUGGUCCGCUUUCAACAUCAUCGAGGUGAUGAGCUCCACCAAGUUCACAUUCAAGAGGAUAGGCUACCUGGCUGCAGGGCAGAGUUUCCAUGAGGGUACAGAUGUACUGAUGUUGACGACUAACAUGAUCCGGAAGGAUCUGAUCAGCCCUAACAUGUAUGAUGCUGGAGUUGCACUCAACGGCCUGGCAUGCUUUGUAUCUGCUGACCUGGCUCGUGACCUCGCUAAUGACCUCAUGACCUUGAUGACGUCAACCAAGCCAUACCUGAGGAAGAAAGCAGUACUGAUUAUGUACAAGGUGUUCCUUCAGUUCCCUGAGGCCCUCAGACCUGCCUUUCCUCGACUCAAGGAAAAACUGGAGGAUCCUGACCCAGGUGUCCAGUCAGCUGCGGUGAAUGUGAUCUGUGAGUUGGCAAGGAAAAACCCCAAGAACUACCUGUCUCUAGCCCCUCUGUUCUUCAAGCUGAUGACCAGCUCCACGAACAACUGGGUCCUCAUCAAAAUCAUCAAAUUGUUUAGUGCACUGACCCCACUAGAGCCUCGACUUGGAAAGAAACUUAUAGAGCCCCUCACCAACCUUAUUCACAGCACGUCAGCCAUGUCCCUUCUGUAUGAGUGUAUCAACACUGUAAUAGCUGUACUCAUUUCUAUAUCUUCAGGCAUCCCGAACCACACCGCCUCCAUACAGCUUUGUGUUCAGAAACUUAGAAUUUUGAUUGAGGACUCAGACCAGAAUUUGAAGUACCUUGGUCUACUAGCUAUGUCACGGAUCUUAGCCAGUCAUCCUAAAAGUGUCCAGUCACACAAGGAUCUGGUGUUACAGUGUCUAGAUGACAAAGAUGAGUCCAUCAGACUACGGGCCUUAGACUUACUAUACGGAAUGGUGUCCAAGAAGAAUCUGAUGGAGAUAGCGAAGAAACUGAUGAUUCACAUGGAUAAGGCAGAAGGAACGCACUACCGUGAUGAACUACUAGCCAAGAUUAUUGAGAUUUCCAGCCAGUCCAAUUACCAGUAUAUCACCAACUUUGAGUGGUAUGUAAGUGUACUGGUGGAGCUGACACGCAUGGAAGGUACGCGUCACGGACGACUGAUUGCAUCACAGAUGUUGGAUGUAGCUAUACGUGUACAGGCCAUUCGUCCAUUUGCAGUGUCACAAAUGGCUGUUUUACUAGAAAACUCCCACUUAUUGGCCAACAACUCCCAAAGGAACGGUAUCUGUGAGGUUUUAUAUGCAGCAGCAUGGAUAUGUGGGGAAUUCUCCAGCCACCUAAAGGACCCGCGGGUGACAUUGGAAGCCAUGUUGAAGCCAAAGAUCACAGCCCUGCCUGGCCACAUACAGAGUGUGUAUGUACAGAACAUCAUCAAGUUGUUUGCCAAUGUCCUACUUGCUGCGGAGCAAGAUGACGAUCAGGACCUGAUGCGAGAGAUGGGACAGAUGAUGGUUGAGAAACUUCCGAUGUUUGUACAGAGUUCCGACCUGGAAGUCCAGGAAAGGGCAUGUUGUGUGCUGCAAUUAGUGAAGUAUGUUCUAAAGUUGAUGGACAAAGGUGUUAAGGUUGGGGAGGAAGUGGCUGCUCUCUUUGCGGGGGAUCUUAACCCCGUCGCACCAAAGGCCCAGCGCAAGGUUCCUGUACCAGAUGGACUUGACCUUGAAAAAUGGAUUAAUGACCCUCCAUCAGACAGCUCAGAUGAAGAAAUUGGUGGCGUGUCCAUCUUCAGUCUCGGCCGUGAAGAACACAGACCGUUCUAUCAGACAGAUGAAACUAAGCCAGUGUAUGAACCAACAGAAGAAGAAAUGGAAAAGCGACGUUCACAACGCAAGAUUGACCAGAUGCAUAACCCUCACUAUCUCAAGGCAGACGAGAAAUCAGCGAGAAAGAGGAGUAACGACCUGACAAAGGUGGACGACAUUCCUGUAGCCCAUAUAGACAUAUCUGUACCCCUCCAUGUGCCAGGCUUGUCUUCCUCAGACCAAUACAUGAACUUGUCCAAAAAAGAGAAAGACAGAAGGAAGAAGGGACGAAAAGGCAAGCACAAGCGUAAAAAGGGACAAGAAGAAGAGGACUCGGAGGAAGAUAUACCCACUUCCCAUCAAGUCAGCACAGUGGUGGAUCUUCCUGAGGGUGCCAGUGUGUCAGACAAUGAGGAUAACAAGAACUCAGAUGAGUUGUACAGAAAACUGGACAUCAACUUGGAUGAACCUCUACGUGAUGAUGAGGUAAUUCCAGUGAGACAACACCAUAUUGUCUUAGGCUCUCCCAACAAUGUAGAGGAAGAUAUGGCUGUAGCAGAACAACCACGACGGAAACAUCGGAAGGCAAAGGACAAAGACAAGGAGGAUAAGAAAAAACACAGGAAAGACGGCAAAGAAAAGAAAAGCAAGAAGCGUGAUAAAAAGCGGUCAGAGGCGACAGACUCCGUAUCUAAUCUGUUACUAGAAACUGACACACAAAGUGGGCCUGAAGUGGAAGUGGUCACUAACGGUCCUACAACAGAGGAAAUGCCACAGGAAAACAACGUCCAGCCAGGAAAGGAAGAUGACUUAGACUUCUGGCUAUCAAGUAAUGGAGCGACUCCAUCGCCUACUAACCCCACUGUAGUGGUGGAGAAUAUGGAUGUGGAAGUAGCUGGCUCCAGUGACGAGGAGGGAGAUAAAAAGAAAAUAAAGAAAAAGAAAGAAAAGAAAACCAAGAAGGACAAGAAAGAUAAGAAAGACAAAAAGAAGAGGUUGCGGGCAGAGUAUGAAGAGGCAGAUGGAAUAACUACACCGUCAAAAGAACAGCUCCCCCCUGGCGAGGCAGAAAUAUCACUGAACAACAAACUACCGCCGAUGUCAGGGUACAAACACUUGGCUGAAAAUGGUACAGUAAAAAUGACGUAUGAGACGAGAGUGAAUCCCUCACGAACAGACCAAUUGGUUGUGUCUGUAGUAUUCGUCAACCUUACAGACAACCAACUCAAAGACCUCGAGUUCAAUGUGAUGGACACACUUAACACUAAAUUAAUUAGAGCAAUGGGUAGCAGUCAUCAUGAUGCAGUCAAAGUCCCUUUUGUUCUCCUGCCGAAUUCCCAGAAUGAGGGCCAGUUUGCCUUCACUGUACAAAGCAUCAAUGUGCCGCAGAAACUUAAGGGAACUCUUACCUAUAUACUUAAGACUGAUGAUGGUUCAACCCAUGAUAAAGUGGACUUUAAAGUAGAGUUGCCGUGUUGUGCUUUCCUGACCAGUGUACCUUGUAGUGGGGAGGAUUUUGCUUCACUCUUAUCAAGUGGAGAUUUAAAUGCCAAAUCUUCCAUUUCUAUCACACCUUCAGACACACAGUUCCAUCAUAUAUUAGCUAAAAUCUGCUUUUAUCAACAUUUUACAGUUGUAGAACAAGUAUCAAAUAGUGCUUCAUUGUACAGUCGAUCAAUACAGGGCCACCAUGUAUGUCUUCUAGUCAAAAAGAAUAAUGAAGAGCUGAAAGUAGAUGGGAAAUGUUCAGACACCAGCCUAAUUUCUAGUAUUGUUCAAGAUAUCAAGUGCGCAUUGGUCUAAUGGAUAAAGGUGCCACACACGUCAAACAUUUGACUGUAGAGAUUACUGUGUAUUUCACCGAAUCCCAUUCUGUAUAGUCUUCAUCCUCCCAUGAUAAUCUUCACCCAAGUCCAAACAGAUUACCCCCCCUACCUUGUGUUUCCCAGCCAGUGAUGUUACUCUCUUGGAUGAUGUAGAAAGAUCACCAUGUCACAUAAAUUAAAGGUCAUCUCUUCACAACUACUUUCCAAUUUUUUGUUGAUAAAAAAGGGUUACUAUUCAGACUUGGCUAUACACAAUUUGUGUAUAGUGCAUUUGAACCUCUUAGAUGUGUUACAAAAUAUUGAAUAAUUAAGAUUUAAAAUAAAACAACAUUUUUCCAAAUUCUACGUGGAAGUACCAUAAAAACCCGUGUAAUUUGUGGAGGUACUUUUGAGACUGAAAAUACUGGGAAAAAACUUCUAUCCGUAUAUUUUGCGCAUUAAAAAAUUUGACUAAAAAUGAUGUCCAGGAGGUCCCAAAAUUGAUGUAAACACAGAUUAGCACAAAACAUUGCUUAAAAUUAUUCUACUAAAUACUUGAUGAUUAAAAUAAUUUGAUCAGUUUGUGUUUAGUUACGUUUAUUCAGAACUGAUUUCUGUUUCAUUGUGAUGAAUCCCUAAUUAACUCAAGUAUCAACACAUAUAGUAAGUAGCUAUACAUCACUUCAUUAUCUGACUUAUUAACAAGAAUAAAUUGCUGUGUGCAUGUUUAUUGAUCUUCAAGUUCCUUUGCGGGAAUUUCCGUCUUUUUCCAAGAUGGCAGACUUUGAGAAUUGGAGAUCUUUUUUUUUCUGUAAAGAAAAAAACUUUAAAAAAACAUCUGUACUUGUAUAAUUUGCGGACCCCAACUUCAAACUUUAUUUCAGUACAAAAAAACUGAGCAAAUUACAAGAGUUUUUACAGUAGGUAGAAAAAAAUGAAGUCACAAGUGUCUUGACCUUUUAAUGCUGUAAUGUUGAGCAGUAUCUAAUAAUGAUACCUUGGAUAAGGCAGACUUUCAUUGAAGAUGACAUUGUUUGUUUACUAGAACCAAAGGUGUCACUACUAAGAAUAGUUAUAUAGUGUAUCCAGGCUUGACUGUUUAAUUAUGAUUUUACACGUAUGGUUUUAUUUUAGGGAAUUAUAUCUCAUAUCACGUUUUGUUUCAUUUAUGUUAUCACAGAUUUUUUGUGAUAUAGCAGUCCUGUUGAAAAUUAUUGUUUUAUAUCCUUAUUGUUUGAAAACAAUUUCUGUGAAGUUUAUUUUCAAAAAUUGUACCUUAUCAAUGUAUUCAUAAGAUUAUUCUCUAUUAUAAAAUAGUAUUUAAACUUUCAUACAUUUAUGCAGUUGUGAUUUGCUUUUUGAUAUUAUGUACACAGGUGCAAUAAAAUUAUUAGUCUAAACAGUCACCAAACUUUGGUAGGAACUAUUGACUGUCACCAAACUUUUGUAGGAACAAUUGUACAGUCACCAAACUUUGGUAGGAACUAUUGUACAGUCACCAAACUUUGGUAGGAACUAUCGUACUGUCACCAAACUUUGGUGGGAACUAUUGACUGUCACCAAACUUUGGUAGGAACUAUUGUACUGUCACCCAACUUUGGUAGGAACUAUCGUACUGUCACCAGACUUUGGUAGGAACUAUCGUACUGUCACUAGACUUUGGUAGGAACUAUCGACUGUCACCAGACUUUGGUAGGAACUAUCGUACUGUCACCAAACUUUGGUAGGAACUAUCGUACUGUCACCAAACUUUGGUACGAACUAUCGACUGUCACCAAACUUUGGUAGGAACUAUCAUACUGUCACCAAACUUUGGUAGGAACUAUCGUACAGUCACCAAACUUUGGUAGGAACUAUCGUACAGUCACCAGACUUUGGUAGGAACUAUCAUACUGUCACCAAACUUUAGUAGGAACUAUCGUACUGUCACCCAACUUUGGUAGGAACUAUCGUACAGUCACCAGACUUUGGUAGGAACUAUCGUACAGUCACCAAACUUUGGUAGGAACUGUCGUACUGUCACCAAACUUUGGUAGGAACUGUCGUACUGUCACCAAACUUUGGUUGGAAGUGUCUGACUGUUACUUAGGUAGGAAUUAUUGGACUGCUACCAAACUUCAGUCGGAAGUGUUGGAAUGCCACCAAACUUUAGUCGGAAGUGUUGAACUACCUGAACUGCCAGUAUUACACUAUUUCUGCCUAAUCACUAUAUUUUAACUUGCUUACUGUCGGCUACAAAAAAGUAUAUGUAUAUUCUCAGAAUGCAAGUUUUAGAGUGAACUUGAGGGGUGAAGAAAUAUAUGCAAUGUUUCAGUGCUUGAAUCAGAAAAUAAUAUGGGCCUACUUUAUAAUGUACACACACAUUAUUUGUUCUUGUUUAGAUGUAAAUAGCAGUGUCUUUUGUUUUGCUUAAAUGUCCCCUAUAUUAUUUCUCAGUCUUACUGUCAUUACAUUGUUGUUAGGUCAAAAGCUGCUCUUACAUAGUAAUGACAUACCUAUUGUCUGAUACGGGUCAGGCUUGUUUUCAUCUCAUAUUUGUUACAUUAUCACAGUUUUUUCAGACGGAAUAAUUUGCUGAUCUGGGUUACGCUAAUGUUUUCAUCUCGAGUUUGUUACAAUGUCGCUGUAAUCUCAGACCAAUUGUCUGAUCUGGGUCAGGCUGAUGUUUUCAUCUUGAGUUUGUUAUAUUUUCACCGUAAUCUCAGACUGAUUGUCUGAUCUGGGUCAGGCUAAUCCAGAUUUUCAGUAAUGUCAUACACAUGUACCUAUUGUUUGAUCUGGGUCAGGCUGAUGUUUUCAUCUUGAGUUUGUUCUAUUGUCAUUAUAAAAUCAGACCAAUGGUCUGUUCUGGGUCAGACUAACGUUUUCAUCUAGAGUUUCAGGAAUUUCAAACCGAUCAAUCUUGGUUAGGGUAAUGUUUUCAUCCAGAGUUUCAGUAUUGUCAUACCUAUAUUGUCUGAUCUUGGUCAGACAAAUGUUUCAUUCAGAGUUUCAGUAAUGCCAGACCGAUUGUCUGUUCUGGGUAAGACUAAUAAUAUUCAUCCUGAAUUUGUUACAUUGUCACACUAUCACUUGUUGAUUUGGGAUAAGAGGUGUUUUUUGUGUAACUUUGCUGAGAUGUUUCUCUAAAGCUGUAAUAUGUGUGUUUUGUGUAACUUUGUUGACAUAUUUUUUCUAAGAAAUAUGAAGACUCACUGCUGUUCAUGCAUCUAUAAACACCUUGAGAUAUGGUUUCUUUUUCUUUAUUAAACAACUGUGAUAUAUAUAAAUUCCAUUCAACACACAUUGUUUACUUCAUUUUAACUUCUUUCGGAAGUUUGUGUGUUAAAAAUGUAUGGUACUUCCGUAUAUGGUUUAUGAUUUAAUUACUAAACUGCUUGUAGCUUCAUUAUGAUGGCAAAACACUGUUCAGCAGGUCUUGUUUCUGCUCUAAACCUCUUUAUUCAGCUUUAAAAGCUCCAGAACUCUCUUAGCACACUUCAGCAGGCCUUAUCAGCUUCAGAUCCAUCUAAGCACAAUAUUCAACAGGCCUUGUUUCAGCUUCCGAGUCCCCAAUAUGAGUGUGUUUCUAUUAUUAAGUUAUCUUUGCCUUGACAAAUCACCUGCAUUCCAAAUUUGAAAUUGUUUACACUGUAUAAAAAUGUCUUAACAGUUGUAAGAACUUGCAUGAAAUAACCCAGUAGUUAUGACUUUAAAGGUUUUGUACAUGAAAUUGUUUUGAUUGAUUGGCCUUUCAGGCAAAAUGUUGUGACACUGCCUUUCAUCAGUCUCCUUAAUAUAUGGCAACCAAAUUGUUUGGAAGUUGACAAGUGUGUUCUUUGGGAAUUACUUAAUAUAAAUGUGUACUUUAUGUUAUAGACAUUUGAUGUUUGUAUUUCAUCAAUAAUUGAAUUAUGUCAAGAGUAUGCUCAGGACGUCCAUUUCGUAUGAAUAAAAGGGUUUUGAAUGAGGAAUGUUUAUAAAUAUCUCAAGAUGUUAUAUUUAUAUUGAAUUUCAGAAUGCACUGUUCUGGAAGCCCUCUUUGUUGUUCACAAACUGUAAAAUAUGUGCAAAUAUUGUUAUUUCUUUGCUGGAUAUUAGCUAACAAUUCCACAAGGGAAGAAGUCUGUAUAAUUACAGACUUCAAAAGAUGAAAAAAAAAUCAAGAUCAACAAGAUUCUGUGUCACUAAUCUACAGUGAUCAAACAUCUGGUAUUAUUUCAGUUUCCAAAAAUUAAUUUUUGAAUUUAAGGAAAUAUAUCUGGUGAUUGAGAAUUAGGUCAUCAUAGUAUGGCCAAUAUCAGCUUGACCUGAAAAGACCAGGUGAGUUGGUGACACUGAAGAUUUUGUCAAUUACUUUCUGGUUAGUAAUACACAUAUAGGAGACAAGGGACAAAUUUCCAACCCAUGGUCCAUAUACUGUAUAAACAUUGUAUAUGAUUGCCAGUCCAGUUCCACUACACUCUAAUACAAGCAUAUAUAUACGGACUGACACCAUUUGUUGGAAAUUUGUCUCUCUGGGUAGGAGAUAUACAAAUUUUGGAAUGACAAACUAAUAUUUCAGCUAACAGUUGUGUGUGGUUAUCAAGAAAACACUUCCUUCCGAUUAGUGUAUGUAUUCAGAAUGUUUAACUGGAUGUAAAGUUUUAUUUUUCUGUAGUAUCCGAUUAUACAGGUCUGUGAUCGCUGGCCCAUUAGGUUGUAUAAAUUGUGUGUUGCCAGGAUAAUAGUAAAUUAUGGUGCGAGAUUGUGUCAGUAUAGGUAUACAGAAAGCUUGUAUUAUAAAUCAUCACAUCAUCUGUUACAUGUAUAUACAGCAGCAAUCAGCUAUUCAUUUAAUUAAAUGCUGUGUACAUGAAUACCA
Molecule: messenger RNA, 8719 nt
Organism: Pecten maximus
Lineage: Eukaryota; Metazoa; Mollusca; Bivalvia; Pectinida; Pectinidae
Product: AP-3 complex subunit delta-1-like
Exons: 34
Coding region: 122-3874 (1250 amino acids)
Biological process (GO): anterograde synaptic vesicle transport; Golgi to vacuole transport; protein targeting to vacuole
Cellular component (GO): presynaptic endosome; membrane coat; terminal bouton
Source: RefSeq, a predicted model, not a curated record